Messenger RNA from Telopea speciosissima, 636 nucleotides. RefSeq lists its product as uncharacterized. Gene Ontology annotation, molecular function: zinc ion binding; nucleic acid binding. The record is from RefSeq and is a predicted model, not a curated record. NCBI's taxonomy places the organism in Eukaryota, Viridiplantae, Streptophyta, Magnoliopsida, Proteales, Proteaceae. The transcript has a single exon. Bases 1 to 636 code for a protein of 211 amino acids.
AUGAUGCGCAUCAAGAUCCCCCAGUUGGCAUAUGAGGAGCAGAUGAGCAAACUCAAAUUUUCGCUGAUUGGCAGGCUAAACUUCAGGUAUUUGUCGAUGAAUGAUGUUAGGAGUUUUGUAAAAGACUCAUGGGUCCUCUUGGGGACGGUGGAGUUAAAAACCCUAGGUAAAGGGUUUAUUUUAUUCAUAUUUGAUUUGGAGUCUGAUAUGCUGAUGAUUUGGAGACGAGGGCCUAGCCGUAUUGGAGGGCAACUGCUUAGGUUUCAGCGUUGGAGUCCGGAUUUCAAAGUUGAUAAGCAACAGAUGUCUCAUCGGUUAAUCUGGAUCCGCUUUCCAGGACUACCGCAGGAGUACUGGCACGAUGAUAUACUUUUUUCCAUAGCUAAUGCGGUGGGACGGCCGGUAGCCAUUGAUAGAAAGACCAAAACCUUGUUCUAUGGUCACUGUGCUAGGGUUUGUGUGGAUGUGGAUGAAACACAGCCUAGGGUUUCAGAAGUUUUGAUGGAACGGGAGCAGCCUGGGAGUGCUGAGUUGUUUUUGUUUAAACAAUCGGUGGUGUUUGAGGAUCCACCUUCACGUUGUGGGGAUUGCAAGAAGUAUGGGCAUCGGUCGAAGAAUUGCCCUACUCACCAUUAA